UAAAACUCAAAGGUACACAUGCUUUCUCCACGACUCUAAAUACUAAAUAAUGAACGACAAGUAAUCACAAAUAAUUAACCAGUGCAGUAACACAUUGUGAUAAGAAAAAUGUUGCGAUUAUUUACAUUCAUCUCGAUUGUUUUAUUCCAAGUGACGAAUGCUGCGGAAAAAAAUGAAACUUUCAAAACACCUGAAUACAUCAUCCCAUGUUACAAAGCCGACCCCGAAAUCAACAAAUGCCUCCAACGCACAUUCAACCACCUUAGGCCCUAUUUAUUAUCAGGAAUCCAAGACAUAAAUGUACCUAGCAUCGAUCCUUUAAAAAUUGAUAAGCUGGUGAUGGAAAAUGGUCAAGGAGCGUUAAGAAUCCGUGCCCUCUUCCACAAUGUCACAGCUUCCGGUGGCAGCAAUUACACCAUCACCAAAAUAAAAGCUGAUGUCGUGAAUUAUAAUAUCGAGUUGGGGUUCAAAUUGCCCCGAGUUGAAAUCAAAGGAAAAUAUGAAGUAAACGGAAACGUUCUCUUGUUUCCAGUGAGGUCGAAAGGCGACUUUUGGGCCAUUUUUCUCGAUGUGGAUGCCGCUGCAAAAAUCUACGGAAAAGAGUUUAAAGACACGACGAAUACCCGAUUUAUGAAGAUUGAAAAAUUAUUGAUCGAUUUCAGGUUGCAGAAGAGUAGGUUUAGAGUCAGGGAUAUUAUCAACCAUGGCAAUAUUAUUGGUGAAGCCAUGAAUCAGUUUUUGAACAGCAACGCAAACGAGAUUAUUGCUGAAAUGAAGCCAGCGGCAAAUGCAGCAAUAGCUAAACAUUUCAAAGGGUUCUUGAACAGUGCGUUUUUAAAAUUACCACUGAAAGUUUGGUUGCCUGACGCUUAGGCGUUUUUCAUCGUAGUUAAUUUAGUUGUUUUUACAAAUUGAUCUAUUGGCAAUUUUUCAAAAAUCGCCAUUUAGAACUAAACGAUUUAAGCCCAGUGGCUCUCUAAUAUUGUACAUACAAUUUUUGUAAAAUAUGUUCUUUUUUGGACAAAUUGUUUAUAAUAAAAAUAAAACACUUAAA
This is a messenger RNA of Tribolium madens (black flour beetle), 1054 nucleotides long. Its product is annotated as protein takeout-like. The coding region runs from base 109 to 873 and encodes 254 amino acids. NCBI's taxonomy places the organism in Eukaryota, Metazoa, Arthropoda, Insecta, Coleoptera, Tenebrionidae. The record is from RefSeq and is a predicted model, not a curated record. The transcript has 5 exons.